Molecule: messenger RNA, 726 nt
Organism: Microsporum canis CBS 113480
Lineage: Eukaryota; Fungi; Ascomycota; Eurotiomycetes; Onygenales; Arthrodermataceae
Product: peroxin-11
Exons: 3
Coding region: 1-726 (241 amino acids)
Biological process (GO): regulation of peroxisome size; peroxisome fission
Cellular component (GO): peroxisomal membrane
Source: RefSeq, a predicted model, not a curated record
AUGGUUGCGGACGCACUCGCCUACCACCCCACGGUGGCUCAUUAUUCGAGAUUCAUCGCUACUACGGUCGGCCGUGAUAAGGUCCUACGAACACUGCAGUACUUCUCCCGUUUCCUUGCGUGGUAUUUCCUUCGUACAAACCGACCUCAGUCAACCAUAAACCCAUUUGAGGCUAUGAAAAAGCAAUUUGGCCUGACUCGCAAGUUGCUUCGUGUCGGCAAGAACAUAGAACAUUUCAAGGCUGCUGCUAUUGCCCUUGACUCCAAGCCGGGUGUCGCUGGUGCACCUGGGUCGGACCCCGUGCUCAAAUAUCUUGCUGUAGGAAGACAGUUGGGAUAUGGCGUUUAUCUCUCGCUUGAUAUGGUGACGUAUCUUGAUGCGGCGGGUAUACGCAAACUUGCAUCUGUCAAGAAACUGCAAACCCAUGCUCAGAAAGCAUGGUUGACGGGGCUCUUGUGCAGUGCUAUCGCUGGCAUUUAUUCCAUGUGGAGACUAAGUGAGAUGGAGAAGAAUAUCAACAAGAAGGAUGGUGAAGGGGCUGUGGAAGGAAAGAAGAUCCAAAGGGAGCGUGCGACUGUCUCAACCCAACUUAUCUCCGAUCUAUGCGAUCUUACCCUCCCCCUAUCGAGCCUUGGCUACGUUACCCUUGAUGAUGGCGUUCUUGGUAUUGCUGGAACAGUGAGCAGUUUAAUUGGACUGAACACGGCCUGGAAGAAGACAGCAUAA